AUGGUAAGAUUAGGUAUUGCUAGACCCUCCGAUAGCUCGUGGUCGUCACCUCUGCAUCUCAUCCCAAAGAAGGACAACACGUGGCGUCCAUGCGGUGACUAUCGGGCGUUAAAUGCACGCACGAUAUCCGACCGCUAUCCAAUUCGACACAUCGGAGAUUUCUCACACAAUCUCUUUGGCUGCACCAUCUUCAGCAAAAUAGAUCUGGUACGUAAUUAUAACCAGAUACCAGUAGCACCUGAGGAUGAACCUAAAACUGCCAUUGCAAAUCCGUUUGUUCUGUUCGAGUUUCCUUAUAUGGGCUUUAGAAUGUGCAACUCGGUGCAAACAUUCCAACGUUUUAUGGAUGAAAUUCUAAGAGGUUGUGAUUUUGCAUUUCCUUACCUUGAUGACAUUUUAGUAGCAUCUAAAAACAUAGAAGAUGACGAGUGA
Molecule: messenger RNA, 432 nt
Organism: Parnassius mnemosyne (clouded apollo)
Lineage: Eukaryota; Metazoa; Arthropoda; Insecta; Lepidoptera; Papilionidae
Source: the annotation of a GenBank genome assembly